This is a messenger RNA of Elaeis guineensis (African oil palm), 3096 nucleotides long. Its product is annotated as mitogen-activated protein kinase kinase kinase 5. The record is from RefSeq and is a predicted model, not a curated record. Gene Ontology annotation, molecular function: MAP kinase kinase kinase activity; ATP binding. Gene Ontology annotation, cellular component: cytoplasm. Gene Ontology annotation, biological process: protein phosphorylation; MAPK cascade. Lineage: Eukaryota; Viridiplantae; Streptophyta; Magnoliopsida; Arecales; Arecaceae.
AAAAGGGUGGCGUCGGUUGACCUUCUGUUCAGCUGACUCGCCCUCCCGUACGCCUCAAUCCGCGUGGCCAAGCAGAACGGAAAAAAAAUAAAACCCAAAGAGAGACAGCGUGGUCGUGUCGUCCCUCCGCCCAUGAAGCCCGAUCCAGGGCUUCUUCUUCUUCUUCUUUUCGCCCCCAAUUCCCCUCCUCCUCUCCUCUUCUUAUUCCCAUGGCUGGCCGUCCCAUUCCCCGCCUAGGGUUAGGGUUCUCGUCCCCUUCUUGAUGCGUGAGCCGUGAGCCUACCAUGGUCCUCCGCCGCGAUGCCUUGGUGGAAGAGCCUUACCAAUUCGCCCUCCACCUCCUCACCCCGAAAAAGCUCCUCGUCCUCCUCCACGGCAGCCUCCACCCCGGACUCCCCCCACCGGAGCACUCGCCGCGACGUGGCCUCCUUCUUUAGCCGCCACCAGCAACCCCGCCUCACCCGCCAGCGCAAGCUCCGCCACCCCCGCGACCUCGAUAUCCACGGAAUCGACGGCGGCGCUGCCACCGCCGCUGAUCCCCCCGGCUCAGCUAACUCGACCCCGGUAUCCCGCUCCUCGAGCAACAUCGACUGCGCGCUGCCCUUGCGGUCGUCCUCGUCACCCGUGCUGCCCCAGCCGCUCCCCCUUCCGGAAUCCGGGCAGCUGGUGUUUGAGUUCUCGUCUCCGAGCGGUCGCCCCCUGCCUUCCCCCAGAGGGGCUCCGCGCAGACCGGAAGCCGAGGAAGGGAACGGCGCCGCCGCUGCUCCGACUGCGGAUUCGUCGCCCCUCAUCGAGCCGAUCGGCAAGAGGCCUAAUUCGGUAUCUGUAGCUGGGAGUGGGUUGGCCAACCAUAUCGCUCGCUUAAAUCUGGAGCAAAAUGAUAUACCAUUAAAUGGAUCUGCUUUUAGCCAUCAUAAGAAGGUGUUCCAAGAUCCAAAUUCUUUUGACGCUGGGAAAUUCAUGUUAAAUAUACCUGCUAAAAGUGCUCCAAACAGUGGGUUUUCAAGUCCUGUACGUAGUCCUCGAAGAUUGAGCAAUGUGGACAUUUCCACUACUGGAAUUGUCUCUCAAGGUUUGCAACACUGGUCAUCUCCAGAGAUCCCUUCAAUAGAUAUGACAAUUUUUUCUCCCCAAGCUUCCCCCGAGAAAAUUAUUAGUAGUCCUGACCGCUCGCCGCUUCAUAGUCCGGCAAGGAAAAGUCCUGUUUUGAGACCAAGAAAUCCUAGUGCACCUCCAUCACCAUUGCAUUCGAAGAUGUUCCCAGACAAUCCUGUCACAUGGCAUGAAAGUAAUAAUGUCAGCGUCCAUCCUCUGCCCCUCCCUCCAGGAGCUCCAGCUCCUUCACCAUCAAGUUUUGUUCAUCAGACUGCAGCAAAACCUGAGGUAUCACGGAUGACGGGUCAGUGGCAGAAAGGCAAACUUAUUGGAAGUGGUACGUUUGGGAAUGUUUAUGAAGCCACCAACAGGCACACUGGAGCUUUAUGUGCGAUGAAGGAGGUCAAUAUAAUUCCUGAUGACUUCAAGUCUGCCGAAUGUUUAAAACAGUUGGAGCAGGAAAUAAAAUUUCUUAGUCAAUUUAAGCACCCAAAUAUCGUGCAGUACUAUGGGAGUGAAAUUAUUGAGGAUCGCUUUUACAUAUACUUAGAGUAUGUUCAUCCUGGUUCAAUCAAUAAGUAUGUUCGUCAGCAUUGUGGAGCUUUGACAGAAUCAAUGGUUCGCAAUUUCACUCGUCAUAUUCUUAAUGGGUUGGCGUACUUGCACAGCAAAAAGAUAAUGCACAGGGACAUCAAAGGUGCAAAUUUGCUUGUAGAUGUGAACGGUGUUGUUAAGCUUGCUGAUUUUGGGAUGGCAAAACAUUUGAGUGGAGCGGCAGCGGUACUUUCGCUUAAGGGGACACCACAUUGGAUGGCUCCAGAGGUGUUGCAGGCUACAAUGAACAAAGAUAUUGGUUAUGAUCUUGCUGUUGACAUAUGGAGUUUGGGCUGUACAAUAAUUGAGAUGUAUACGGGGAAACAUCCUUGGAGUGGUCUUGAAGGGCCAGCAGCUAUGUUCAAGGUCUUACAUAAAGAUCCACCUAUUCCUGAAACAUUGUCCUCUGAGGGUAAGGACUUUCUUCAGCGUUGCUUUCGUAGGAAUCCAGCAGAAAGGCCAACAGCAAACAUGUUGCUUGAACAUCCUUUUAUACGGAACUCCCACCAUUACAACCUUCAUGGCUCCAUUGAGGCAUUUCCAGGAAUUAAAAUAGAUACCACGUAUGGUUCAAGAGAUAGAACCACCUCAAAAAGUGACUCGUGCAUGAAUGCAAAGCGGGCAUCUAAUGGCGAGGCUAGCCAUUCUUGUCCUGAAACUUCUGAAUCAGCAGCCUCCAGUCCCUUGCCUUAUUCCAACUCUGAGUUUGCAUCAGGUUUCUCCCCACCUCAUCCAAAUUACAUUGGGCCAAAUCUGCCUGGCUCUACAACAAAGGUUUUGAAUGGUACCCAAUUGGCUGGUGGCAGCUUUCAGCCACAUGUGUUACCCAAGCCUCACGGAAAGGAAGUUUUGAAACUCUGAUUUUGGCUGGUUGUAUUCCUCUCAGAAUCAAAAGAAGGUGCUUUGAACAGUAUCCAGAUUUGGGAGGCUGGCAGCCACGUGACAAAGGCCAUUCAAUUCUUUUAAGGGCUGAGUUGUAUGGUUGGGAAUGAAUACCAUCAUGCCCUCUGAUUUUUCUCCCGCUGCCUUUUUCACUUUUGCAACUCUGCUUGGAGAGUAUUAAUUCACAUAACUACGAGGGUACGGGAGGUUAUUCAUCCUGCAAAUUGGCCUCGCUUGAGCUGGUUACUCUUUAUAUAAUGUUGGACAGGGGAGAUAGGGAGCCAUUUGUUGUACACUACUGUUGCAUUGAAGAACUUCAUCAAGGGCUGAAGUUCAAUGUCCAGGGACACGUUGAUCACAUUAGUGUGUAUGUAGUUUCCGAAUCAAAAGUCAGUUGUAGAUAAUCUUAGCCCCUCAUUGUAUGUUCUUGGUGAACUACUUUUUCACUAAUUAUUGCCAGUAAAUCGAGGUGUUACAGUCAUCAAUACAAGUUCCUUAACAAAUUUAAUCAUGGGUUUACAAAAA